Messenger RNA from Hibiscus syriacus, 1632 nucleotides. Its product is annotated as 4-hydroxy-3-methylbut-2-enyl diphosphate reductase, chloroplastic-like. NCBI's taxonomy places the organism in Eukaryota, Viridiplantae, Streptophyta, Magnoliopsida, Malvales, Malvaceae. The record is from RefSeq and is a predicted model, not a curated record. Gene Ontology annotation, molecular function: 4-hydroxy-3-methylbut-2-enyl diphosphate reductase activity; metal ion binding. The transcript has 10 exons. Gene Ontology annotation, biological process: dimethylallyl diphosphate biosynthetic process; isopentenyl diphosphate biosynthetic process, methylerythritol phosphate pathway. Bases 108 to 1514 code for a protein of 468 amino acids.
GCAUUGCGCACUUCGCCAAACAUAACUUUUUCACUCUCUUUGCUGACCUGCGCCGGUUUCCCUCUAUAUUCUCUCCUUAUCUAUCUCUAUCUCUAUCUCUAUCUCUAAUGACGACUUCUCUGCAACUAUCUCGUUUCUCCAUCCGCAUCGGUCCCGAUCGUUUUGGCGGGAUUUCCGGAGCUCUCCCUUCACGGAAACCUUUCUCGGUCAGAUGUUCCGCCGAUUCCGACGCUUCUUUCUCUUCCGUUGCGGUGGAUACCGAUAACUUCGAUGCCAAGUCCUUUCGGCAUAACUUGACGAGGAGCAAGAAUUACAAUCGGAAAGGAUUCGGACACAAAGAGGAAACUCUCGAGCUCAUGAAUCGAGAGUAUAAUACUAGUGAUAUCAUAAAGAAAUUGAAGGAAAACGGAAACGAGUAUACAUGGGGAAAUGUUACGGUAAAAUUGGCAGAAGCAUACGGUUUUUGCUGGGGUGUUGAGAGAGCUGUUCAAAUUGCUUAUGAAGCGAGAAAACAGUUUCCUAAUGAGAAAAUUUGGAUUACCAAUGAAAUUAUCCACAAUCCAACUGUUAAUAAGCGGUUAGAGGAGAUGGAAGUUAAAAAUAUUCCUAUCGAGGAAGGGAUGAAACAAUUUGAUGUAGUGGAUAAGGGUGAUGUUGUGGUUUUACCUGCUUUUGGAGCUGCAGUUGAUGAGAUGUUGGUUUUGAAUGACAAAAAUGUGCAAAUUGUUGAUACCACUUGUCCUUGGGUGUCUAAGGUAUGGAACACUGUAGAGAAGCAUAAGAAAGGAGACUACACUUCGAUCAUUCAUGGUAAAUAUGCUCACGAGGAGACAAUCGCGACUGCAUCUUUUGCUGGAACAUAUAUUAUUGUGAAGGAUAUGACUGAGGCAAUGUAUGUUUGUGAUUACAUUCUUGGAGGUAAACUUUAUGGAUCUAGCUCCACCAAAGAAGCGUUUAUGGAGAAAUUCAAACAUGCUACUUCAGAGGGGUUCGAUCCUGAUCGUGACCUAGUAAAACUUGGCAUUGCAAACCAAACUACAAUGCUUAAGGGAGAGACGGAGGAAAUCGGGAAGUUAGUUGAGAGGACAAUGAUGCAAAAAUAUGGAGUCGGAAAUAUCAAUGAUCACUUCAUAAGCUUUAACACAAUUUGUGAUGCAACACAAGAUCGACAAGAUGCUAUGUAUAAGUUAGUGGAGGAAGAUUUGGAUCUUAUGUUGGUGGUUGGUGGAUGGAACUCAAGCAACACUUCACACCUUCAAGAAAUUUCUGAGGAUCGUGGGAUUCCCUCAUAUUGGAUCGACAGUGAACAGAGAAUUGGUCCAGGAAACAGAAUAGCUCACAAAUUGAAACAUGGGGAGCUUGUUGAGACAGAAAACUGGUUACCAGAGGGUCAUAUCACUAUCGGUGUUACAUCUGGUGCCUCCACGCCAGAUAAGGUUGUUGAAGAUGCACUCAUUAAGGUGUUUGACAUAAAAACGGGAGGAAGCCUUGCAAGCAGUAGCAUAAAUAUUUAGGUUCACAGAGGUUUUGGUAUUGAUGGUGAAUGCAUAGUUAAAAUGGAGGACUCUUUAGUCUUUAAGAUCCGACUGUAAUUUGCGUCUGCCUUCAAAUCAAAUGGUUAAAUAUUCGUAA